AUGUCGGACAAAAUGGCGGCGGCCGCUGCUUCUCCUCAGCCGCAGCCGGGCCCCGGCCCGCCGGCCCUGGAGGCCGAGAGCGGCCUCCCCCGCGGCGGUGGAGGCGGUGGGGUGGAUGGGGAGGCUGAAGCGGAGGAGUUCGGGUGUCCGGCUCACUGCUCCGACCUGGCUUGGCGGCAGAACGAGCAGCGUCGGCACGGCCUGUUCUGCGACAUCACUCUGGCGUUUGGCGGCGGGCGGCUCGGGGCGGCCCGCGAGUACCGGGCUCACCGCUCCGUCCUGGCCGCCGCCACCGAGUACUUCACUCCUCUGCUGUCGGGGGACUUCGCGGAAUCGCGUUCGGGACGUGUGGAGCUGCAGAAGUGGAGCUCGGAGAGCGGUCCCGACCCCGACACGGUGGAGGCCGUCAUCGGCUUCAUGUACACCGGCACCAUCCGCGUUAGCCCUGGCAACGUGCACGAGGUGCUGGAGAUGGCGGACAGGUUUCUGCUGACGCGGUUAAAAGAGUUCUGUGGAGAGUUUCUGAAGAAGAAGCUCAACCUCUCCAACUGCGUCGCGGUUCACAGCUUGGCCCACAUGUAUUCCUUGAAUCAGCUGGCCCUCAAAGCUCAGGAUAUGAUCAGGAGAAACUUCCACAAAGUUAUCCAGGACGAGGAGUUCUACACUUUGCCCUUUCACCUCAUCAGAGAUUGGCUCUCGGACUCGGAGAUCACGGUGGACUCUGAAGAAAUCCUCUUUGAGACAGUUUUGAAGUGGGUUCAGAAAAACCCCGAGGAGAGAGAGAAGUACUUUGAAGAUCUCUUUAAGCUGCUUCGAUUGUCCCAGAUGAAACCCACUUACCUUACUCGCCACGUCAAAUCUGAAAUGCUGGUAUCAAGCAAUGAAGCCUGCGUUAAAUUAGUGUCUGAAGCUGUGGAGAGUCAUGCCUUGAGGUCUGAGAACCUACAGUCUGGUAACCUACAACAUUCCACUUGUCCCGUAGCAUUGUUGCCACGUUUUGGACAAAACAUGGACGUCAUUAUGGUGAUUGGUGGUGUGUCGGAGGGAGGAGAUUACUUGAGUGAGUGCGUAGGAUAUUUCAUCGAUGAGGAUAGGUGGGUAAACUUACCACACAUACAUAAUCACCUUGAUGGGCACGCUGUUGCUGUGACAGAGUCUUAUGUUUAUGUGGCAGGCUCCAUGGAGCCAGGGUUUGCCAAGACUGUAGAAAGAUACAACCCAAACAGAAAUAUUUGGGAGCAGGUUUCAAAUCUGAUAACCAGAAAGCAUUCUUUUGGCCUUACUGAGGUUAAAGGGAACUUGUACAGUAUUGGUGGACAUGGCAAUUUCAGUCCUGGCUUCAAAGAUGUGGCCAUUUAUAAUCCUGAGCACGACAAAUGGCUUAACCUGGAGUCGGCACCAAAGAUUCUUCGUGAUGUCAAAGCUGUCUCUGUAGAAGACCGGUUUGUUUAUGUUGCUGCUCGUACCCCGGUUGACAGUGACAGUGAGGAUGGGUUGAGGGCAGUUAUUAUCAGAUACGAUGCUGAAACGAGGCAGUGGCAGGACGUAGAGUCUCUGCCCCUCAUCGAUAACUAUUGCUCUUUUCAGAUGUCUGUUGCUAACACAAACUUCUACCACACAGCAUCGUGCUGCCCCAAGAGUUACCCCAUAGAUAACGAGGAAGCCACGGUAAAGAUCUCUGGCAGGGCCUCGGAUGAAAUACUUGAAAGCUUACCCCCAGAGGUGCUUAGCAUUGAAGGAGCAGCUAUUUGUUAUUACAAAGAUGAUGUUUUUAUCAUUGGGGGGUGGAAGAACAGCGAUGAUAUAGACAAGCAGUACAGGAAAGAGGCCUAUCGUUACUGUGCUGAGAGGAAGCGCUGGAUGCUUUUGCCUCCUAUGCCUCAGCCUCGCUGCAGGGCCACAGCCUGCCACGUGAGAAUUCCUUUCAGGUGCUUGCAGGGAACGCAAAGAUACCCCAUGCCACAAAACUUGAUGUGGCAGAAAGAUAGAAUAAGGCAAAUGCAAGAAAGGCAGAUGCAGGAAAUACACCGACACUCCCUGAGCUUACGGAGAAUGCCGCGCUCGCAGAUCGAGUGCUGAGCUUCUGAAAUGCCUCGUGAAUCUAGGAGGCAAAGUGCUAAACCACUUCCUUAGGCUCGAUAUGUCUUUAUAAGACACAAGGGCGUGGUUUGGAUUCAGUGCAUAAAAACAGCGGGUUUUAGGUAUUUAAGAUGGUCAGAAGUCGAGGGUGGAUGGGAAUCGAGAAACUGUGUGAGUCUGACAGUAUUAUUUCAUGGUGCCCACGGAAGAACUGUAUCCUGAAAUGGGCCGAGAAAUGUUACUUCUCUCUUCAGAUCUUUGCUUUCAUGGGGUUCUGUAGAGUUACUCUCUAACAGCUCUAUUAUGAAAAUCAAAGGUCUCUAUCUUAAUAAUUUAGUGGUUACAUUUGUGUGUGCUCGACAGCACCCGUUUUAUUUGCACUUAAUAGAUUGACAUUCCUUUGGUCCUCUCCUCCUCAGUGACUAAACUCCACAUGUUAUUGGUGUUAGUGUACUUAGCUUUCCCAAGUUGGAGGCGAGUGCAAUAGUUGUACCUGUAUAUGAAAAGCACAAUCUUUCCUUAUAAAGUGACUUCAGGAUGUUUCUAUGUGUAUUAAAUAUUUUGUAUCUGUGUGUUGUAGAGAGGCUGCAGAGUCCGUUUAUAAACGGAUGGCUGGAGGAACACAAGACACUUGCUAAGACAGAGAACUUGAGGUAGCAGAUUUUUUUUCAGUUGUGUCAGAAGAUUCUCUGAGUUUGUCAUCAGCAGCUUCAUUAGAAACUUGGGUCAGCAACCAGCCUGAUGAAAGGAGUGAAAACCAGCAAAGUAGCCACCCACCAACAGUGACUGUUCACUUCUGGCAGUGUGGAUUAGUAAGAACGAGAUUAUUUCUCAGUAAUAGGUUGAAACCUGACUUGUAGACCCUUUCCCAAAUAUUGCACAUGUUUUAAUUCUAGUGAAAAAGUGAUGAGAACAACCCCCACAAGCCUGUUUCCAACCUGACUUUGACAAUCAGUACCCUUUGCCUUGGGUGUGCUUUCCUGAGAAACUUCUAGUAGCUGUGCUGCAGCGCUCCUUAACAAUUCAGCACUUGGUGUAUUCCUCCUGAAAGGAGAUAGCUGAUGUUUCAGGGUCUCAAAGCAUUUGAAUUUCCCCACCUAAGGUACAAUUUAAGCUAAUUUAAAUGCUUUUUGGUGUUUUGAGGUGGUUUUACACAGACCAAUGCCCCAGUUGGCUUUGGUUUGCUUCCUGCUAUGCUCCCAAGGAACAGAAUGUGGAAUCUUUCCUUUGGAGUAUCAUUGCCACUCAGUUCACUGUCUUGCCACACACUCCUCCUCCCUGUUACUCCAGCAGGGUUUAGGUUAUGAACAGAUUUGAGUACCUCCUUUUCUUCCCCAUCCUUCCCUUCAUUUGAAUGUUCCAGUUUUUCAUGUGCAGCCUAACUCAGGAUCUUAGGGAAGGGAAAGGGAGGAGUAACCAGGGUGUUCCACAACUUACACAGAUAAAUGUUGGAGAAUCUGUUUACUAUCUUGGGUUAAUGUGAUAGUUUGCUGGUGUUCUUGAUAUGGGCAACUUCUUUGCAAAAGAACUUCUCAACAGUUUGGAGUUUUUGUUUUGUUGUGGUUUGACUUUUUUUAAUUGUUUAGCUUUCUGAGCUGAUACUUCUCAUUUUCUAAUUCAGCAGGCAACCUAGAUCAUAUCUGAAACACUGGGUAAGUCUUUCAACCAUGUAGUGUAUAAAGGUUUCUCUGAUGUGUAUGUUGCUUAAUGCUCCACUUUGCAGUUCACUUGCCGCUUUUUGUAUCAGUAACUUGUCUUUUUGUAACAGAAGAAUAUAGCCUUGUUUUAAAACAACACAAACCCCACUAUUGACAAACAAACCUUGAAACUCUUAACAGCUUAGUCUCAAUUUGUAUUCUGUUUGCCUGUUGGAUUGCUGUGCAAGGGCAGAUUAAAUUGUAUGAUGUUGGCCCAAUGCAAGAGAGGAAGUGGGUGAUCUUGUUCAGGUUUAAGGCUGAUGUUCAGAAGUGACUGUUACCAAACAGGCUCAUGCAGGCCUGUAAGUGAGAGGUUUGUUAGUGGAGUUUGGCCCAUGAACCCUUGCAGACUUGGCUGGAGCAGAGUAAGCAUCACUACAGCAGAGUUUGGGAGUAGAAGUGUGAAAAUGCCUCACAGCUUUAGUACUAAAUCUGUUGAUACAGUUUAGACUUGUGGGAGCUGAUUUUAAGAUACUUCACCAGAGGCAGCUGAGAAGAUUUUGCAUCCUCCAUCCCUCUGACUUUGCUAUAGGGAUUUACUGGGCAGUUAAGGGCAAUAGUACCACCACAGCUCUGUCAGAGCCCUCUUGUAGCCUGUCAGCAAAUAGGGACAGUUUGUAGGGAGAAACACCAAGAUGAUUAUUCCAGUUGGAACAUGAACUAAAUAGCUUAACGUGUGGCAGCAUGUAGCAAAGUUAGACACGAGAACAAACUUAUUGCAGUCUUCCUAAGCAGAAUUGAUCCUGUACUUACCAUGAGAACUUCUGCUAUACAAGCUCUGUAGUUUACUAAAGACAUUCCACACCACAACAACGUCAGAGGCGUGUGUUGUCUGGCCAGCUUAACUUGGGAAUGCCAGCCAGUGUGGUAUGCACUGUGUCUCCAUAUGCUGUUUGCAUGGGGACUGAUGGGCACUGCUCUUUUGUUAUGCCAGUUCUGUGGAGUGUUUAAGUAGUUACUUUGGGGUUUUUUGAGCCUUGAGGUUUUAAGUGGACCAAUUGCAUUGCACAUGGUUUGUAACUGACGAGUCUUAACUAUCCAUAGUAUGACACAUGUAGGUGUUUAGAAGAAUUGCAAUGUUGACUCUGGCUGUAGUUUAGCCCACUAACCUGUGAAAUGCAUAUCAAAUUCCUCGUGGCCCUUGACUGCCACAGCUUGCUGAGUGUUUAUAAAAAUCCCAUAAACAAAAUCCUGGGAGUUCUUUUCAGCAUGUUUACAGUGGCUGGUGAAUUGUCAGUAAGAUCCUAGUGUGUGCUCAGUAAGUGUUGGAAGGCUGACUUCUGGCCUUCCUAAGGUAAGGGAACAUCAGGUGGAGGUUUUUCCUCCUCCUGAUGACAAUCACACCGCUGUACCUGUACUGAAUACCUGCCACAAAGUGCAUGUUUCCUGUCCUGUCUUUCUGUUAGUGGAAUAGGACGCAUCCUGCCUGGCGCUCAGCGGUCGCUGUAGUCAUUUCUUGGUGCCAUAUGUGUACAAUACUAUUUUCUAGCUGCCUGAAUACUCUUGUUAGUAUGUUUAGUUUCUGUGUGUCUUUUAACUCUUUUGCACAUGGUAGGGUACCACUCCAGAAGUCAAAAGAGACCGUGCCAUCUUUUUAGCAUGCGUUAUAUCUACACCAAGCGUUCUGCUCUCCUGUUUCAAUAUGAAUUUUCUCCACUGCAGUAAGUGUUAAAGUCAGAACAAUUGGCUCGAGACCUAAAGUGGAAGUCUGACAAAACAGGUGCUGAGGAUGUAACCCUGUUACUAAUAUGAAUGUAAAGCAUGGAACUAACGAGGUGCUUGAAGACCACUAAUAGAUACUCCUCGUAGGUCCAUGUCUCUGUGGAUCACAGCAGCUGCACUCUCCUGUCAAUAGUAAUGUAGCCUUCAGCAGAUUGCUUUGGGGAAGCAGCACGCCUGUCCUUAACUCCCAGUAAGGUAAAGUAGUACGUGUGUAUAGGACAUUUAAAACAAACCCUACUGGAAUGUUCUUCACCUUAAAUACACUGUACUAAAGUCUAUUGUAAGGAUUGAAUUGAUGAAAAUAAACCUUUUAUUUCUCUAGUA
Molecule: messenger RNA, 5822 nt
Organism: Colius striatus (speckled mousebird)
Lineage: Eukaryota; Metazoa; Chordata; Aves; Coliiformes; Coliidae
Gene: KLHL11
Product: kelch like family member 11
Exons: 2
Coding region: 1-2079 (692 amino acids)
Molecular function (GO): protein binding
Source: RefSeq, a predicted model, not a curated record